Marasmius oreades (fairy-ring Marasmius) is the source of this 432-nucleotide messenger RNA. RefSeq lists its product as uncharacterized. The coding region runs from base 1 to 432 and encodes 143 amino acids. Lineage: Eukaryota; Fungi; Basidiomycota; Agaricomycetes; Agaricales; Marasmiaceae. The record is from RefSeq and is a predicted model, not a curated record. The transcript has a single exon.
AUGUCGUAUCCGCGUCGUGAUAGGACUUUUUUCACUGUGUUGUAUCUGUCUUCGAGAAACCUGUCGCGUGUCGUCGCGUGUCUUCUCGCCUCCAACUUUCAAGUUCGAUACCUUCAUCAUCUACUUACUCAGCUCGCACGGUUUCCCCCUCUUCUCUUCUCUUCUCUUCUCUUCUUUGGUGAAUUGAAAAACAAAAAUUGUACGAUCCAACCUGUCGCCAUGUUGUUUUCAAUCCUUCCCUAUAGCUUACGACCAAAUGCCACGUUUUACUUCCAGACGAUGAUGUUCUCCAUUGUCCCCGCGUAUGUUUGUCGCACGUUUCUUAUCUAUCCACUUCUGUUUUGCCGGACCUGGGUUUACCUUUCUUCCAUCUCUCGGUCUCUUCUUUGCGACGCAGAAGGACGGGGAUACUUUAUUUAUAUUUACGAGUAG